UAACUUUGGUUGCAUGCUAGUUAGGUAUGUUGGCUAGUGUUAGGUAUUCGGCGCAUAGCAAGUUAAGUUAAUUAUCUUGUGAAACAUUCGCAUAUGUUCUACCCACAGAGUCCCUUCCACGCCAAAAGAGGGUAAAAUCUAAGGAUUCUUAGGGACGAAAUUUAUUUCCCAGUAUCAUUUGAAAGCUGAGGUUGAGCGCGUCCUACUAAUAUGGGUAACGUUGUCUAGCCACUUAGCCAGUAGCUAGCUAGCGGGGUUUGCUAGCUACUUUUAAUGAGGUCUUGUCACUAUCAUCACCACGUUCUUACGGGACAAGUAUCUAGCUUGCCAGCUAGAUAGCUACAUCUAUUUUACAACUAUGUCUGAUCUGAUGAUUUUGGCUGGGAUUUUCUUUAUAAUAAUACUAAGCGUUUUAGUAACUAUAAGUGGGUAUGUACUGUACUCAGGGCUGCUUUCCGAGAUCAACAUCCGGACUGGCUCACCGCCAAUUAAGAAUAUUACAAUUGCCUAUAAAUACAAGCAGGGACCAUACAAAGAAUGUGGAACAGUCUUCACCGAAAGUUGCAGCAUUGGGCCGAAGCUCUCCAGCAUUGGGGUGUUCUAUGAUGACCCAAAACAGGUCCCGGGUGACAGGUGUCGCUACGCGGUCGGCAGCAUUCUGAGCGAGGGCGACGGGCGGCCAUGCGAGGAGCUCACGCGCCUCUACGAGAAGGCCGGCUUCCGCGUGUUCUCCUUCCCGGGGGUCACGCACGCGGUCGCGUCCUCCUUCCCGCACAGAACGCCCCUGUCCAUCUUCCUGGGGGUGCAGAGGGUCUACCCGCAGCUGGACUGCUACAUCAAGGAGAGGAAGUUGUGUGCCCAUCCCUUCAUUGAGAUUUACCAGGGCGACCUGAUCCACUACAUGAGUCCACUGGCACGCCAGAGUGAUUUCUACGUGCCCGAGCUGCAGGAGGCAGAGUGGAGACAAAGGGACACUGAGGACUCGGAGGAUGACAGAAGGACAGACGUCACAGGUGCAGACUCCAACAGCGAAACUAGCUCUGUGAGCCACACGAUCAUAUCGAACAGUCGGGAAUCGUCCCUGGCCCUGUCCUUGGCCCCUUCACUGAUUCGCCGAGGGCCAGGGGAAGGAGACCACUGGAGCGACAGGAGUUCCGAUGAGUCGGCAGGUAUCGGCUCAUCAUUCGAGGAGCUUGACCUGGAGCUGACCGAGGGACAGGGGGACGCAGGCGGCACCCAAGAUGAAAUUGUUUGCACCAAGCACUGGGAGACCACAUCAGAGGGGCGGGAGACGGUGGCUGAGGGGGAGGAGUAAGAAGAGGAAGCAGGACGCAUUCAGUGUCUGCCAUUUUGUAUCCUGGUUCUUGAAUUGACCACAAACAUGUUCAGAUGAAGGUUAAACUGAGAAGAUGCAUAAAUAUUACCCUGUUUGAUUUUAAAGAAUCCAGAUCCAGAUUUUGUAUUCCCCACCGGAGUGUAGACUUUGGUAGUUCCCCAGAGCAUCCCCCAAAACCAGUGUACCUUGCCCACACCACCCAUCAAAAAAAAGAAAUUAUGGCUUAGUUUUAACCAUUUCCUUAGUUAUCUACAUGCAUAUUGAUGAUUAUUUGCUUGAAACUGAAACUGUUGGUAUUCCUUGAUUUGAGUUCUUAUAAUGACAGGAAAACCCCCAGAGUGUCUUUAGACUC
This is a messenger RNA of Megalops cyprinoides (Indo-Pacific tarpon), 1688 nucleotides long. RefSeq names its product testis-expressed protein 264-like. Gene Ontology annotation, biological process: protein-DNA covalent cross-linking repair; reticulophagy. The record is from RefSeq and is a predicted model, not a curated record. The transcript is spliced from 4 exons. The coding region runs from base 359 to 1315 and encodes 318 amino acids. NCBI's taxonomy places the organism in Eukaryota, Metazoa, Chordata, Actinopteri, Elopiformes, Megalopidae. Gene Ontology annotation, cellular component: autophagosome membrane; nucleus; endoplasmic reticulum membrane.